Molecule: messenger RNA, 1969 nt
Organism: Acanthoscelides obtectus
Lineage: Eukaryota; Metazoa; Arthropoda; Insecta; Coleoptera; Chrysomelidae
Source: the annotation of a GenBank genome assembly
AGCUACAUCUGUACCAUUUGCUGGGUGGCAGCAAAACGUUUGAAUUGUUGGAUCUGCCAUUCUAAAAUCAAAUCCAUUCCUCUUUGCCGCAAGAAGUCGUACGUGAAAAAAGAUGCCCCUCAAGUUUUUUUUAUGCGGAAAUGAUGCGGUUUGCACUACAUGGUUCUGGCAUUGAGGAGAUGAUGCUAGAAAAUAUAUCGAAUCAGACCAAUGUUACUGAGUUACUGUGUGAACUUUUUUCGUAACGUAACAUGCGGUUAUCUUAUACACUUGAAUGUAAUUUGAUAACGUUGGUCGAUACUACGAUACAAAGAAGACCUAGAUUUCUUCACGAAUUCUGUGGGGAUUAGGAUAGGAAACAACUUAAAAUUAAUAAGUCGGCUAAUAUUGCUCAUAAAGUUCAUAUCAAUACUAAUAUGUGUUUAAAUUGUUUAAUUAUGCAAAAGUUGUUUAAUAAUCUUGAAAUCGUGUUAUCUUUGUUAUAGAAUCAUCUGCACGUAGCCAGAAAAUUGUAUCAUGUGCAUCAUGUGUUGCAUAAGAUUAAUCGUGUUGUGAAAAAUUACGUGUCAUUUGUCACUGUCAAAGUACUGAAUAGCAGACAGAAAAGUGAAAACAAUAGCAACUUUUUCUCUUAUAUUUGUGAUUUCUGUUAAAAAUUGUUGAUCAACUAAAAUCCUAGCUAUGUCGAAGCCAGGAUCCUCAAGUGAACCCGAGUCGCAGGCUCAAACAGCCCAGAAGAACUGGGAAAUGGCCAAUAAUGUAGAAGUGGUGAGCUCGGUGGACGAAAUCUAUCGUUACGACAAAAAACAGCAACAGGAUAUUCUAGCUGCUAAACCAUGGGAGAAAGAUCCUCACUUCUUCAAAGACAUAAAGAUAUCAGCGUUGGCUCUACUAAAGAUGGUGAUGCAUGCAAGAUCCGGUGGAACUCUGGAAGUCAUGGGGUUGAUUUUGGGCAAAGUUGAUGGGAACACAAUGUAUGUCAUGGACUCUUUUGCCCUUCCAGUUGAAGGAACAGAGACUAGAGUGAAUGCCCAGGCACAGGCUUAUGAAUAUAUGAGUUCUUACAUUGAAGCAGCGAAACUGGUUGGAAGACAAGAAAAUGCAAUAGGGUGGUAUCACAGCCAUCCUGGCUAUGGCUGUUGGCUAUCAGGAAUUGAUGUCAGUACACAAAUGCUUAAUCAAAACUUUCAAGAGCCAUUUGUUGCUAUUGUUAUUGACCCAGUCAGAACAAUAUCUGCAGGAAAAGUAUGUUUAGGAGCUUUUAGGACCUAUCCUAAAGGAUAUAAACCAGCAAAUGAGGAACCCUCAGAGUAUCAGACAAUUCCUUUAAACAAAAUUGAAGAUUUUGGUGUUCACUGUAAACAGUACUAUUCCUUGGAGGUUUCCUAUUUUAAGUCGGCUUUGGAUAGAAGGCUGCUCGACUCCCUAUGGAAUAAAUACUGGGUGAACACUCUCAGUUCAUCUAGUCUACUUACCAAUGCUGACUAUACUACUGGGCAGAUUUUCGACCUUUCUGAGAAGUUGGAGCAGUCUGAAGCUGCAAUUGGUCGUGGAGGGUUUAUAGUCGGCGGUGCAGAUCCCCACGAAAAGAGGACAGAAGACAAACUACUCAAAGCCACAAAAGACAGUUGCAAAACUACUAUUGAGAUCAUCCAUGGAUUGAUGGCCCAGAUGAUCAAAGAUAGGCUUUUUAAUAGUGUUGCUCCAAAUAGCGUCACUUCCAAGUGAUUGGAUCCCUAACGAUAGGGUUGAUGAAGAUUAUGUAUUUUGAUGUGUAUUUUUUUUUCAAUAUGAUGAACUUUGUAUCUAUAAAUAAAAUAAGUAUAAAAUCCUAUCUCUUACAUCUUUAGUAAUAGCUUAUUUGGAACUCUAGUCGAGUAUGCUAUUUUGAAACAUGUUGGAUAUCGCCUUGACGAGAAAACACUGUAAUGUGAUAUAUUUGAAAUAAAACAAAUAACUGGCAACCAAA